CAGGAUUUUGCGCAGCAGCAUCACUUCCGACCAUCUUCUUCCUCUCUUCCCGUCCAUCUCCCUUCAUCCACCUCUCUCUUUUCUCCCCACCAUCCCGCCUCGAUCUCUUUCUCCUCGACUCGAAGCCUUCGUGCUCGUUUGAUACUCCCGAUUCACCAUGUUCCGCUCCGCCAUUGUCCGCUCCUUGAGGGCCUCCGUCCCCCGUGCCGCCGUCAAGACCCCGGCCUCCUUCCAGAUCCGCAGCUCCCCCAUUGCUGCUCAAUUCAGUCCUAGCCUUGUCUCCCAGAGCAUCCGCUUCUACUCUGCCCCCGCUGGUCUGUCCAAGGAUGAGAUCGAGGGCCGGAUAGUCAACCUGCUGAAGAACUUUGACAAGGUUUCCGACGCCAGCAAGAUUACCGGCGUCUCUCACUUCUCCAACGACCUCGGUCUCGACAGCCUGGAUACCGUUGAGGUCGUGAUGGCCAUCGAGGAGGAGUUCAGCAUCGAGAUCCCCGACAAGGAGGCUGACCAGAUCCACAGUGUUGAGAAGGCUGUCGAGUACAUCCAGGCCCAGCCCGAUGCUCACUAAAUACUUAAUUGAAAAGCUCGAGGGCCGAUUGUUUGGGAAGUCGGAUAGAAAAUGAAUCGGGAUGGUGGCGUCCGCCGGGGAAUCCGCUCUGGAGAGCGCAUCUUCGUGGCUUAAGGCGCUGCUCUGUAUGCUGAAAUACAUGCCAGUGUUUUUUUUUCUCAUCCUUCUACAUCGUGUAUAUCAUCUUGAAUGCAGUUUUGAC
This is a messenger RNA of Penicillium brasilianum, 770 nucleotides long. The record is from the annotation of a GenBank genome assembly. NCBI's taxonomy places the organism in Eukaryota, Fungi, Ascomycota, Eurotiomycetes, Eurotiales, Aspergillaceae.